GUGUACGCAAAUCGCGCACAACUCGCUUAGCCACUGAGAAUUUAGUGGGCCCAGAAGUCAAACGAAACUAUCAGAACCAGCUCCUCGAAUGCCUGCGGGACGGCAUUGUGUGGGGUAUAAACGACCACUGGGGAGAAAUAUCCCAAGCGCUACUCAAAGCCGGAAUGUCUGUUCGCGGUACAACCCAGCUAACAUCAUCCAAGCAUUGGAUCCCCGAUAGGACCGGGUCUUUGCUGGAGACCCGGCGACAGAUUCCUCCUGGCCGCCACCACAACUCCACGCGGCGCAUCAUCCGACGCCAGGUGAAAUUGAGUAUCCAUGCCGACCGAGAAGCUUGGUGGACCCGACAGGUCGAAGAAAUGGAAGAUGCAAAAAAUGCUGGAAACGUGCGUAGGCUGUUCCACUUGAUUCAUUCAACUGUCAGCGAAAUAAUCAGGGACCAAAAUGGCUCCCCGAUAUUCAGCAAAGCAGCACGUUUGGACCGCUGGGCACAGUAUUUCGAGCAGCAAUCCAGCUGGCCACAUGCUACCUCCAAUCCAGAAUCCUGGUUUUCAGUAGAAAGCAUGUCCGUGGAUAAUGAAGCAAAGGGUGCAGAAGAUGAAGCGCCGACGGGACUGUCUGAUUCAGCCGAUUUUCUUGAUUUUUUAAAUUCCUCGGAUACUGAACCUGAUGACUCGAAAAGCGCUCAGCCUGAAAAUUUUGAAGCGAAUUCCGACCACGAGUCAGUUAACGGUGACUCUCCAUCAUUGACAUUGUCCAUUACCAACGUGGUGGUGAUGGCCAGUAUGCGAUGUCACUUGCGACUGAAGGAAAUUGCACGAUCCAGCGUGGAUGUGGAAUACAAGGCUUUGCAGAAUCACGUCAUCAUGCGGUUACGCUCCCCGUACACGGUUGCAACCAUAUGGUCUAGUGGGAAGAUUUGGUGUACUGGCGCAAAUUCGCUAGCAAAGGCGAAGACGGGAGCCAGACGCAUUGCAAGACGAAUCGCCAAAUGCGGUUUCCCUUGUCGAUUCAGCAAAUACAGAGUGGUUAAUAUAAUGGCCACCUGUCAUUUGCCCUUUCGGGUGCGCUUAGAGGAACUGGUCAAAGAGAAGCCUAUGCAGAUGUGCUAUGAACCUGAAUUGGCUCCUGGGCUGACCUUCAAAACGGAUCUUAAUUCCAGUACUUUGUUGAAAGUCUUCUCGACGGGACGAGUCGUCAUCAUGGGUCCGAGCCUCGAUGCUAUUAGCGAUCUUGUGGAAGAGUUAGUACCUCUUGCUGCUCUGCAUCAAACAGACGAGCCCGUGUCGGAUUCUGACGACGAAGAGUCCAAGCAACAUAAGACCGCUCGUGUGAGAGCGGAAGCCGCAGCCGCUCGCCGUAUGCUAUUUCUUCCGGGAGAACUUCCUAUGGAUGCGCUAGGUUAUGUUGAUGACGAGGAUGAGUACGAUAUAAAUGAUGAGGGCGAUGGCUUGGGUGGUUACUCUACCGAUGACUCGACAGACAGUGGUGCUUCUGUUGAUAGUGAAGGUGUGAGUUCGCGCACGAAACGGCACGAUCGGUCUAGAACACUAGGUCGGCCCUCGAACCCCAUCUAUGACCUGCAAUGUAAAAACCCUCCUGCACCGCCGCGUCCAAUGUCCUUACGUGAGUCCAUGGACUUCGCGUUCUGCAAACGCGCUGCUGGUGAUGUGGACGGAGCUCGUGGGGCCAUUGCCGCGGCUGCCGAUUUGCGAAGGGAGCAAGAAAGCCAACCACAAGUUCUUUCUUCGAAACCUAGUCACGCAAAAUUUGCACCACGGCCUGUUAAGGCUCUACCGUCUUCCACUGAUCCCACAUGGUCAAAGAAAACAGUGGCUUCCGGUUCCACAAAACGAGCUUGUGUUGUCACCUACUCAGGUACCGAAGAUAGUGGGGACACGAAUUUUGAUUCUGUGACAAGUGCUUCCAUCCACCCACCGCCUAGUACCCUGCAACAAUCUAAUCCGGCUGUCCGAGUGCUUCCCUCGACCUCUAUCUCUCCAACGACUACUGUUGUUCCUGCUGCCUGUCUUCCACAGGCAAUUGUCACUGGCUAUCCACCAACAUCAGCACCGGCGCAAACGCAAUAUGUGAUUGUAACAGCGGCGCAAAGUCUCUCACAGUCGACUUUAGUUCACACAUCCCCUGCGACACAGUCUACAGCUGUCCAAGUAAUUCAUCACAGUGUUCCAACAGCUCAACGGCAGGUCUUUCGACUUGCACAGCCUCCAGUACUCGGUUUGUCCGGUCAAAAUGGAUGCACCAUACCGUCGACAGUUUAUCCUAUCCGGGCUCCACCACCGGCAGCAGGUGUACAAGCAGCCACCGUGUUACCCACUGUUGGUGCAAAAUUUGUCAACUACGGUCCAACUCCGAAUAGCGGCGCCGGACCGUUUCUCAGUUUGAAGUGCGUGUCAAGCGCCCCGACCUAUCAGCUGGUUCAGCCAUCUCCCAUAAAUGGCCCCGUCUUCAUGGGAACUACUUUUUACCAACAACCGAUGCAGUUGGCGGGUGGCGUUCCCGUAACAGGUGGUGGCAUGUUUCUCAAUCCAAUGUCUACGGCCGUGGUAGCGAUGGGGACUCCGGUGCACCCUUCCUUGGUUAACACACCUAUGCCACAAUCUUUCCUCACCAACCAACAGAGUCACCUAUAGUGGGACGGAACUCUGCUUCUUCGAGUUUCCCCGUGGACUGGUGCGCCUUCCUUGAGCACAGACCUUAGUUCAUUUUUUCGUUUCCUUUUCUACAAGAUCGCAGGUUACUUGGAGCGCAGGGUGGUUUAAGGCGAACGGAUCAUCCCUGAUCGGCAUUGGUAGUGUUUUUCUUUGUUCAUUAUAGGUUACGACAGCCAUCUGAGACUAUUUAGUGGUUGAUAUGUGCAUUUACUAUUUCAGAAGCAAGCUGUUUUCCGUCUUUCCUGUUGUUUGUCCCACCUACCGAUUGAGCCAGGCGGAGAAACUAUACAUCCUAAGCAAACCAUCCUGGUACGGCGCUAGCCGUUCGCAUUCGUCAGGUCUUUCUUUAUGCACCCUACGUAAGUGGAAUCUUCGCAUUAUUCAUGGUAGACUAUUCCAUUACGAGCGCAGCCACAUCGGAGCCUAACUCACGCUUCAGUUUGUACAAAGAACUCGCCCGUUUCUUUCUACCUUUCUCCCGGCGUUUCGCAUUGACGUCGGACACUUCCAUGUACGACCACUGUAUAUUUCAUUGUUAACAUGCGACUACUGUACUGUUUGGCACAUGUUGAUCUAACUUGUAGUCUUGCUGUAGUCUAUUUCCAAGUCGUUGUAUGGGAGUGUAAAUAGGAUCGUUCACUCUCACCCAUGCAAAAUGGAAUGCCUAGU
Opisthorchis viverrini is the source of this 3344-nucleotide messenger RNA. RefSeq lists its product as hypothetical. The annotation marks the transcript as partial. Gene Ontology annotation, biological process: DNA-templated transcription initiation. The transcript is spliced from 7 exons. NCBI's taxonomy places the organism in Eukaryota, Metazoa, Platyhelminthes, Trematoda, Opisthorchiida, Opisthorchiidae. The record is from RefSeq and is a predicted model, not a curated record. Gene Ontology annotation, molecular function: general transcription initiation factor activity; DNA binding.